CGCCGGCACGCCCACCCACCUCUCCUCUGUAGGCCGCCCCGCCUUUCCGUUUCCGGAGUCCCCUGCCGUGUUCCUCCUCCACCACCAAGAACUGAGAAUUGUCCGCCCCAUUCCUUCCCGUGAUUCACUGCUCCGCCGCUGCAUUGCUGUUCUAGAGGAUUGCGCCAGUGAAGCCACGUUGCGCAUCCGGCUCGCCGCUCACCUGCCCAGUCGGAGCCCGGCUAAUUUCGUUCGCUCCGCAGAACUCCAUCCGCUCGCAGGCUCUCUCCAUCUCCGUCCGCGCCGAACACGCCGCGCCAUUUAGAUCCGGACAUCCUCCCACUGCAAUCGCGCCUCGCCUCUGUUCCCCGUAGGCAUCCUCGUUGUGCUCGUUCCGGGCCCCUUCGCCGCCGCCGCCGUGGAGUGCAGAUCCGUCAGGACUUGUGGCGGAUCCAUUCAUUUUGUGGCGCUGCAAAUUGCAUUGUAAAGCCAUUCUAAGGAAUGCAGAAAGAUGUAUUUGCAUGCUAAAGAUUUCUGUUGUGAAGAGGAGGGCAUUUCUCCAACUCAUUUAAAAUCACUGGUUCUUCAUGAGCAAGGAUUUGAAGUGCACAUUAGGUGCAUAUCAGAAAGUAACUGCAAUGCCACUAAUGUCAGAAAUAUCGCUAUGGUAGAUCGUAUAAUUUCUGAAGACGGUUGAAGUUUUUUCUUUUACCAACUCGCUACAGUUAAUAUAAAGAUAAUAAGCAUCAUUUGCUAGAUUUGUUUAUGAUGGAAGCAGAGAAGAAUGGAAAUAUUUUGAUGCAAAAGUAUGAGAUUGGCAAAUUAUUGGGGCAGGGAACUUUUGCCAAGGUAUAUCAUGCUAGGAACAUAGUGACGUCACAAAGUGUUGCUAUCAAGGUGAUUGAUAAAGAUAAAAUUUUCAAAGUUGGCCUAAUGGAGCAGAUCAAAAGGGAGAUAUCAGUGAUGAAAUUGGUGAGGCACCCAAAUAUUGUACAACUUUAUGAGGUCAUGGCUACUAAAACAAAAAUAUAUUUUAUUCUUGAAUAUGUCAAGGGUGGUGAAUUAUUUAACAAAAUUGCUAAAGGUAAGUUACGAGAAGAUGCUGCAAGGAGGUAUUUCCAACAGUUGGUUAGUGCAGUUGACUUUUGCCACAGUAGGGGGGUGUAUCAUCGUGAUCUGAAGCCAGAAAACCUACUAGUUGAUGAGAAUGGGAACCUGAAAAUUUCAGAUUUUGGAUUGAGUGCACUUGCUGAGUCAAGGCGCCAAGAUGGUCUUCUACACACAACUUGCGGUACUCCAGCAUAUGUGGCACCUGAGGUCAUUAGCCGAAAAGGAUAUGAUGGUGCAAAGGUUGACACAUGGUCCUGUGGGGUGAUCCUAUUUGUUCUUAUGGCUGGUUAUCUACCAUUCCAAGAUUCAAAUUUGAUGGAGAUGUACAGAAAAAUUGGGAAAGCAGAUUUCAAGUGUCCACCUUGGUUUCCAUCAGAUGUACGAAAGCUAGUGUCGAGAAUUCUUGAUCCAAACCCUAGGACUAGAAUGCCAAUUACAAAAAUAGUGGAAUGCUUUUGGUUCAAAAAGGGCCUUGACAGCAAGCUAAUCCGAAAGAAUAUUGAGAUGAAGGGGAAAGUUUCAGCUCUAACUGAUGUUAAUGUGGUUUUCUCAUCCACAGGUAGCAGUAGCGAGAACAAUAAAGUGGUUGAUGAGAAACAUGGUUCAGCAAAAGUCACCAACCUUAAUGCUUUUGAUAUUAUUUCCCUUUCAGAAGGCUUCAAUCUUUCUGGCUUAUUUGAGGAGACUGAGAAUAGAAAAGAGGCAAGGUUCACAUCUAGCCAAUCAGCUUCAACUAUUAUAUCAAAACUAGAGGAUGUUGCCACAUGUUCAAAGCUUACUGUAAAGAAGAAAGAAGGUGGUGUGCUAAAAAUGGAAGGUGAAAGUGAAGGAAGGAAAGGUGUCUUGUCUAUUGAUGCAGAGAUCUUUGAAGUUACACCUUCAUUCCAUCUGGUAGAGAUAAAAAAGAACAAUGGGGAUACACUAGAAUACGAAAAUUUGUUUAAGCAGGACAUGAAACCAGCCCUCAAAGAUAUUGUUUGGGCAUGGCAAGGUGAACGUCAGGAUCAGCGAACUCAAGAUCAUAAGCAGCUAUAGAUUUGCCUUAAUAUUGAACUGGCUCCACAGUAUGACCCAUCAUUGGUUAACAUUCAAAUGUUGUAUCUUGUAACUUUUUUCGAUUCAUUUUAUCUUAUGGCCUUCUUGAGUUAUUGCUUCCCUGAAAUUGACAUGAACAUCUGAUUAGAUUGUGAACUUAUUAAGAAGCAUCAUGUUGUUAUGAUUUGUCUCUCAUUAA
Panicum virgatum (switchgrass) is the source of this 2323-nucleotide messenger RNA. RefSeq names its product CBL-interacting protein kinase 18. Gene Ontology annotation, biological process: signal transduction; protein phosphorylation. Gene Ontology annotation, molecular function: ATP binding; protein kinase activity. The coding region runs from base 745 to 2124 and encodes 459 amino acids. Lineage: Eukaryota; Viridiplantae; Streptophyta; Magnoliopsida; Poales; Poaceae. The transcript has 2 exons. The record is from RefSeq and is a predicted model, not a curated record.